Vicia faba (fava bean) is the source of this 2268-nucleotide messenger RNA. NCBI's taxonomy places the organism in Eukaryota, Viridiplantae, Streptophyta, Magnoliopsida, Fabales, Fabaceae. The record is from the annotation of a GenBank genome assembly.
AUGGAAAGGAAUGGUCAGAUGGGUUUGAUUGGAGAGAAUUUUGAGUCUGGUUUGCUAGGGAGGCUGAGGGAAGAUGAGUACGAAAGUAGGUCUGGAAGCGACAAUUUUGACGGCGGCUCUGGCGAUGAUCUCGAUGCUGGCGAUGAUCAGCCUAGGAGUAAGAAGAAGAAGUAUCAUCGACACACUCCGCAACAAAUUCAGGAGCUCGAAAAUUUCUACAAGGAGUGUCCUCAUCCCGAUGAGAAGCAAAGAUCUGAUCUUAGCAAGAAACUCGGCUUGGAGAUCAAGCAAGUCAAGUUCUGGUUUCAGAAUCGGCGAACUCAGAUGAAGACACAAAUGGAGCGCCAUGAGAACAUGAUUCUGAGGCAGGAUAAUGAUAAGCUUCGGGCAGAGAACAGUCUGAUGAAAGAUGCAAUGGCCAAUCCGAUAUGCAGCAACUGCGGUGGCCCAGCAAUUCCUGGACAAAUUUCAAUGGAGGAACACCAGAUUCGAAUUGAGAAUGCUCGACUGAAGGAGGAAUUGGCCCGAGUGUGUAACUUGUCCAACAAGUUCCUCGGCCGCCCACUCUCGGCACUGGCCCCCAUGUCUAUGCACACUCAGAAUUCUGGUCUUGAGUUUGGUAUGGGAAGGAACGGUGUGGUUGGGCCAAACAAUUUCAACAUGUCGCUCCCAAUGGGUUUUGAUAUGGGAGACGGGGUUAUGGGAACUCCACCCCCAUAUCCUGGAUCUCGAACACCGAUGGGCAUGAUGGGCAGUGAUGCUCAGCAGGAGAGAUCUAUGCUUCAUGAACUCGCAUUUGCUGCUAUGGAUGAGCUGAUCAAGAUGUCUCAGCCGGAUUCCGCUCUCUGGAUUAAGGGUUCAGAUGGCACAAAGGAAGUGCUUAACCAUGAUGAGUACGCAAGAAUUGGUUCUCCCUUUAACGAUCCAAAACCAACUGGUUUUGUAACUGAAGCGUCAAGAGAAACCGGACAGUUAUUCAUCAGCAGUGCGGCCCUUGUGGAAAUAAUGCAUGAAGCGGAUCGGUGGUCAGAGAUGUUUCCGUGUAUGAUUGCUCGAGCACAAACCUUGGAUGUGAUAUCCAAUGGUAUGGAUGGAAGCAGAAAUGGAUCUAUACAAGUGAUGCAAGCUGAGAUUCAAUUGCCUUCUCCAUUAGUCCCUGUGCGACAAUACACUUUCCUAAGGUAUUGCAAGCAGCAUGCUGAAGGUGUGUGGGUUGUUGUUGAUGUUUCAAUCGACAUCAAUCGUAAUUCUGCCAAUGGAAACCCUUUCAUGGGUUGCAAGAGACUUCCUUCUGGAUGCAUUUUGCAGGAUAUGCCUAAUGGUUGUUGCAAUAUUACUUGGGUUGAUCAUUCUCAAUAUGAUGAGAGUGUUGUCCACCAAAACUUCCGACCAUUGGUUAAUUCUGGCACCGCGUUUGGUGCUCAUAGAUGGAUUGCAACUCUCGAGAGGCAAUGUGAAUCCCUUGCAAUCCUCAUGUCUGCUGUACCAACCGAAGACGCCACAGCGAUAAGCCCAGCAGGAAAGAAAAGCACGUUGAAGCUUGCGCAGCGGAUGUCUGACUACUUCUUGUCUGGAAUUUGUCCUUCGUCGGCUUGCAAGUGGGACGUCCUUCAUAUGGGUAAUAUGGGAGACCAUGACAUGAAAAUCAUGUCUCGGAAACAUAUGGAUGGCCCUGGUGAAUGCAUUGUGCUAAGUGCUUCAACUUCUGUUUGGAUGCCGGUGUCACGUCAGAGGGUGUUUGAUUUCCUCAUUGAGACACGGAUGAGAGGCGAGUGGGAUGCUUUGUCCAACAGUGGAACCACGCAGGAGAUGGUUCACAUCGCUAAAGGUCAAGCACUUGGAAAUUCCGUUUCUAUCCUCCGUGUUAGUAAUGCUGAUGGUAACGGAAACGAGGCAAACAUGCUAUACCUACAAGAUUCGUGGACUGAUAGCACUGGCUCGAUGAUCGUGUAUUCUCCAGUCAGUUUGCAAUCCUUGAACAUGGUGAUGGGUGGCGGGGAUUCUUCAUUUGUUGCUCUUUUGCCUUCUGGCUUUUCAAUUCUACCAGAUGGCCACUCCAACAGCAACAAUAUCGGCGGAGGUUCAAGUGAUGGAAGCGGCAACUUCGGCGGAGACAACGACAACAGCGGAUGCUUGCUGUCAGUUGGAGUACAGAUGUUGCUGAAGAACCUUCAAGCAGGCAAGAUGACAAAGGAGACGGUUGAUACUGUUAAUACGCUCAUCGCAGGCACCAUUCAGAAGGUCAAAGAUGCUCUUGGAGUUGCAUGA